GCCCAACUCACUCUCCAUUCCAACUCAUUCCCGAAACCCCUUAAUCAAAAGGCCGAAAGGUCAUUCGGUCACGCAUUCUCACUUCCAUACCAAAGCCCAGAAACCCCACGCACUCUGUGUGUGUGUGUGUGUACGCAUGCACUCAAGAUUGCUCCUCCUUUAAUGAGUUUGGCUUGUUCACCAUCUUGGCGGGGGGUGAAUGGGUUGCAUGGUCUCUCAACUGGCGGCCAAGUUUGCGUUCUUUCCGCCAUCGCCACCCACGUACCAAAUCAAGGAGCGCGACGAUGGCAAAUUCACCGUGGUGUCAUCGUCUUCACCGUCGAUGCCGAUUAUUCAGUCUGAUGACAAUUCCUUGGACGUCUUGCUGAUUGACACUAAGCGUGGCUAUAAGAUCGUUGCUUUUUAUCUAAGGAACCCAUUGGCUCGCCUCACUUUGCUUUACUCUCAUGGCAAUGCUGCCGACCUUGGCCAGCUCUAUGACCUCUUUGUGCAGCUCAAAGUCAAUCUCAGAGUUAAUCUCGUGGGAUAUGACUAUUCUGGCUAUGGAGCCUCUGCUGGUAAGCCUAGUGAAUCCAAUACGUAUGCUGAUAUUGAAGCAGUCUAUGAGUGCCUUGAGACUGAGUAUGGAGUUAGCCAGGAAGACUUGAUCUUGUAUGGGCAGUCAGUUGGAAGUGGGCCAACAUUGCACUUGGCAGCUAAACUGCCAAGGCUCAGAGGCAUAGUUCUACACAGUGCGAUUCUUUCAGGUCUUCGUGUGCUCUGUCAUGUCAAGUUCACAUUUUGUUUUGACAUUUAUAAGAACAUCAACAAAAUUAAGAAGGUGAAGUGUCCUGUGCUUGUGAUACAUGGGACAGAAGAUGAUAUUGUCAACGUGUUGCAUGGCAAUGGACUCUGGAAAAUGGCAAGGGAAUCAUACGAGCCUCUGUGGAUUAAAGGAGGUGGGCACUGCAACUUGGAGCUUUACCCAGAUUACAUCCGCCAUCUUCGCAGAUUUAUCCAAGAGAUGGAGAAUAUAACCACAGAAAUCCGCCUCAAAAAUAUUCGGCAGAGUCAGUUUCUAGAAACAAGGUCCACAGUUACUGCUAACAGGUGCUGUAGAAUCAAAAUCCGGCAACCAAAAUGGCCUAAUGGUUCAAGACCAAGCUGCAUAAAGUGUUCAUGGCGGCCCAGAUGCCUAGAAUGUUGGAAGCCUAGCUGCAGGAGAGAAUGUUGGAGACCUAGGUGUGGAGAAUGUCCUAGCUGUCCUGAAUGUUGGAGACUCAGGUGCAAUAGAUGUUGUUGGAGACCAAAAUGGCCAAAAUGUUUGAGACUAGGCUGCUGCAUGAAACGUUUUCGGUGGCUAUGUUGUGUGGGAACACACAGUGGGCUAAGACUGAACGAGGAGGAUGGCUAAUGGUGAUUAUGUGCUUGUAUAGAUUGCUGUAACUUUCUAACAUUCCCAUAAUCU
This is a messenger RNA of Juglans microcarpa x Juglans regia, 1447 nucleotides long. RefSeq names its product alpha/beta hydrolase domain-containing protein 17B-like. The record is from RefSeq and is a predicted model, not a curated record. Lineage: Eukaryota; Viridiplantae; Streptophyta; Magnoliopsida; Fagales; Juglandaceae. The coding region runs from base 200 to 1393 and encodes 397 amino acids. The transcript has 5 exons.